Molecule: messenger RNA, 12613 nt
Organism: Trichechus manatus latirostris (Florida manatee)
Lineage: Eukaryota; Metazoa; Chordata; Mammalia; Sirenia; Trichechidae
Gene: PRKACB
Product: protein kinase cAMP-activated catalytic subunit beta
Exons: 10
Coding region: 8233-9342 (369 amino acids)
Biological process (GO): protein phosphorylation
Cellular component (GO): nucleus
Molecular function (GO): ATP binding; protein serine/threonine kinase activity
Source: RefSeq, a predicted model, not a curated record
UAUGACAAUAGGAUAAUCAUAUCAGAUUACAAAAUGGUAGACAACCACAGAGUGUUGGGAAUUAUGGCCUAGCCAAGUUGACACACAUUUUGGGAGGGCAUAAUUCAAUCCAUAACACUGGCAUUUGCAGAAAAUAAAGUUGCAUUAGAAGCAGUAAAGAGCAGAAUAAUCACUGCAGGAAAGUAAAUUAAUGAUGUGAAGAACUCUCUUGAUAAACCCUACCAGAAUGUAGGGGGGAAGGACGGGAUAAAAAUUAUGAGGGGAAACGUAUGUUAGAUGAAAGUAGGAAAUUAUUCAAAUAAAAAGAAUAGCAUUCCCACAUAACAGAUAAUGACUAACUGAGCAGAAGCAAUAAUCAAAAUUAUGAUUUAGGAAAACUUAGUUGAAGAAAAAACUUGAACCUGUAGACUGAAAGAGCUCAUCGUGUUUUGACAAAGAUUAAGAAAGAUGCCAAUACCUAAAUAUAUUUCGAUGAAAUUUCUUAAUAUCAAGGAUAAAGAAGGAAUUUCACAGGCCUCUUUGCAUCUUACAACAUAGCAUGAAGCUUGCCCUAUAAAGAAAAAAGGCCAAAAAUUGGAGACUAGAUAACUUGAAAAUCCUUCUACCAAACUGAAAAACCAAACCGAUUGCCAUCGAGUCAAUUCCAACUCAUAGCAACUCUAUAGGACAGAGCAGAACUGCCCAAUAAGGUUUCCAAGGCUGUAAUCUAUGGAAGAAGACCACCACAUCUUUCUCCCUCGAGUAGCUGGUGGGUUCAAACCGCCAACCUUUUGGUUAGCAGCCAAGUGCUUAACCACUGUGCCACCAAAGCUCCUUGAAAAUCCUUCUAGGGCACCUAGAAAUACUGAAUAAAAUAUAGCAAGCAUCCCUUUAAACGAAUAUCUGAACUUAAAAGAAUAUAAUAGAAAUCACCGAGGUCCAAAAAAAUCAAGUAAUAAAUGAAAACCAGAGAUUGUAAGGAGGAGAGCAUGCUUCGACUCCCUGAGGAGAUUUUCAUACCUUUGAUUUUAAACGGCCUCACAGAGACAGAAGCCAAGUUGUUUGAUCCGUGUGAGUUGGGUUUCUUAGACCUCUACAUAAAGCCACGAUUCUCAAAGUAUGGUAACCUGAGUGAAAGAGUAGAUUGGAAAAUAAAACCUCUCCACUGAUUCAGGGAGAAAACAAGGAAGCUUAACUUCCCUCAGCUUGGGUUCCUAGGUAGUGAGAGGGUGUGCCAGAGCCUCCCCUUAAAAUCUGUAAUCAACUGCCUUCCCUCAUGUGGGGUUCAGGCUUUAAUCUGUAUUAAUUGUGUGGUCUAGGAACCUGCAAUAAAAUACGUUCAUUUUAUUUUGUUGGCUUGUAACAUCCACUGGAUGCCAGACGGAAGCUAAUACAAAACAUACCCUGGGACACCUCUCAAGUCAAGCCCUGCAGGUCUCUCACAGAUAUAGCCUCACUGAACAUAUCACAAUCCAAAAACGAAAUAGACCCACAUGCACACAAAUCUACUACAAAUGAUAUUUAGCAGAUACAACAGAAUUAGACUCUUCCAAGAACAUUAGAGAGUGGAAUUGUCACAGAUUACCAUUUAAAAUUAAUAAAAAUGUAAAUAUAUAUAUAUAUUAUAUAAUAGGAGAAAAAAACUUGUAUGUACCUCUAAUAGGGCCUCAGAAGAUAUGAAACAAAAUUCACCCAUUUAGAAGGAAAAGUUAUAAAUAUAUAAGAUUUGUAGAUCUAGAGAACUGUUAUCCAGUAAAUGGAGAAUACAAAGAAAUACAUAGAACACUUACAAAAUUCGUUAUAUGAUUAAACAUAUUCAGAGAUCUGUUAAUUGUUAAUAUAUACAGGCUACAGCCUCUGACAACAAGACAAUUAAGUUUAACCAAUAAUAAAAGGUUAAAACAAAUUAACAAACCCAGAAAUGCAUAUAUUUCAAAUAAUUUUAAAAUUUACCUAACUCAUGGAUCAAGAAUUAACUCAUAGUAUAAAUUAAAAAUUAGAGUACAUAUCAAAACUUGUGGAAUGCAGCUAAAGUGGAUUUAGAGAGAAAUUUUUAAAUGCUUGUAUUAGGAAAAGAGAAAGCCAGGAUUUAAGAAAAGCACAGCAUGGUUAAUUGAAAGAAGAAAGAAACUAAUAAAGACAUGAGCAAAAGUCAAUGGAAUAGCAAAUAAAGAUACAUCAAAGCCAGAAGUUAGUUAAUAGAAAAAACUUCUAAAAGAACUGAUUAGAACUAUACCUAUUUAAAAAAUUGAAUCAUAGUUAAAAAUUUUACUCAAAACUUAGCAAAUAAAAUUAGGCCUGGACAGUUUUACAAUCAAGUUCUAGAAAACAUUUAAGGCACAAGAAUUUUGAUCUUAUACAAAAUCUUCCAGAGAAUUGAAAAAGAGGAAAUAUUCUUAAAUGUAUUUAUUAGGUCUAGUACAACUUUAUAAAUAAAGUGGGAGAAAAGAAAAUUAGUUAGAAACAAUUUCUCUGAAGUUAGGAAUAGGAAAAGGAUGCUCACUGCCAUUGUUUCUGUACAUCCUUGCUUUGUUAGUCAUAACCUGCACAGUAAGACAAGAAAAAGAUGGAGGAAACAAAACUCAUAGGGUUGCUAUGCGUAGGAAUCAACUCGAUGGCAAUGGAUUUGGUUUUUUGGUUUUGGAUCACUUUUAAGGUUAUAGUGAAUUUGCUUUGUGCAUUUUAAAUAUGGCGAGGCAAAUAAAGUGCCCCUUCAACAAAAUGAACACAAUUACCUUUUAGAUAUAAGGGACAGAAUAUUAUAUUUGGUCACAGAUGAUAUGGAAUGAUCUAUGUAGAAAAUUCAAGAGAAUCUUCCAAUGUUAUUUUAGAAUUAGUAAGAAUCGAAUAAGAUUGUCAUAUACAAGAUCAAUAUAUAAAUAUCAGUUAUGUUCUAAAUAUCAGCAACAAACAGAAAAGGUAAUUUUUAAAUAUUUCCCAUUUACAAUAGCAACCAAAGGUCUAAAGAAUCUAGGGAUAAAUCUAAUAAAAGAUGUAGAAGACUUUUGAGGGAAAAAUUAUAAAAUUCUACUGAGAAAUAGAAAUCAUAUCUCCUUUAACAGGAAGAUGUGAUUUCAUACCCAUUAAAUUAGCAAAAACUGAAAAGUAUGACAGUAGCACAUUUUGAUGAGGAUGUGGAGCAUCAUGAACUCUCAUAUUGUGGUGGGAAUGUAAAUUGGCACAACCAUUUACCGCGCCAUUUGUCACUAUCUAGUUAAGUUGAAAAUGUGCAUACCCUUUUGGCUAGGGAAUCCACUCCUCGCUCUUGUCUGGCAACAAGACAGAAUAUUUGAAUUGAGGACUGUGAAAAAUCCAUGUCAUACAAUUUGGGUAGAUAUAAUAAUCCUCCAAGAAAAAGCUUCAGUGAAAAAUCGAGGAAGUAAAGUGCAUUUCAAGGAGCAUUUCAAAGAUCACCUGGGUCAUUAGAUUUAUGACUAUAAAUUUAGCUUAAAUUUUCAUUACAAAAUCCUAUAGGGAACAUCUCCAAUUAAACAUGGCUUGGAUAGCCUAGAAAAUCCACAGCAUCCCCAGCAGAGAGCAAGUUGGGAGAGAAAGCACGUACAUAUGAUUAGCUGUAGAAGUCUGUCUGUCCACGCAGACACUAUUCAAAUAAGUUAAUGUAUUACUUUCUAUAAUUUGAUUAUUUAAAUAUAUCUGAUAAAAAGUUUUUCUAUUUUUUACAGUUUAGUGAAGGAGAUAGUCAAUAAUACUGUUCACUUGUAACCAAGCUUUGAUAAAGAAUUAGCUAAUAAUAAAGCGUAAGAAGAGGAAAGAAGAGUAAAAUAAAUAUUGCAAUAGGAAAUACAGCUUUUUUGGCCUAUUAAAUUUCCAGACACUCAUUUAUGGGUGACUUUGUAUAAUGACUAAUUGAUAGCUUAGAAAACAAAAGUAAGUAUGGUCUCAUCCACUCAACUGCACAAAUACAGUUGCAGUAAUAAAAGGUGUUAUUUAUACCCACUAUCAUUUUUAAGGAAACCUUGGUGGUAUAGUGGUUAAGAGCUAUGGCUGCUAACCAAAGGGUUGGCAGUUCUAACCCACCAGGCACUCCUUGGAAACUCUAUGGGACAGUUCUACUCUGUCCUAUAGGGUUGCUAUGAGUAGUAAUCAACUUGAUGGCAAUGGAUAUGGUUUUUUGGUUUUGGAUCAUUUUUAAGGUUAUAGUGAAUUUGCUUUGUGCAUUUUAAAUAUGGCGAGGCAAAUAAAGUCCCCCUUCAACAAAAUGAACACAAUUACCUUUCAGAUAUAAGGGACAGAAUAUUAUAUUUCAUUAAAACUUCCCAAGAGUAGGGUUCUGGUUGGUUUAAAAAAUAUGUAUGGGUGUGUGUGUCUGUGUAUAUACAUCUCCAAAGAAUUUGUUAUAAUCUUUAUAUAAAACAUUUUUGAACAUGUAUGCUCAAGUAUUUUUUUCAUUCUACUUCUGUGUAAUAUUCUAAUGAACAUAUAUAGAUGGGUGACUUAUUGUGUAUAUAUUAUUAUUCAUGUGUUAAUCUCUGUUUAAUUUAUUUUUUUUUUUAUCAAGCACGCAAAUCACCAGAAGCAUCUGGUAGGAAACCAAUUUUUACUGAAUAAUUUUGUUACUCUGAUUACUAUAAGUUGCAUUUUUAUGAGGCAUUUUAUGCCAGUUUGACUAUUUUGUAUUUAUAUUUAUAUAGUAUAUAGUAUAGUGUAUAUGUGUGUGUGUGUCGGGGGGUGUUCUUAGAAAUAAGUAUAGAGCUCUAGAGAGGUGGGUGUUUGAAGUAAGGGUGACAGAAGAUGGAUUAAUAUACUCCAGUAGAUUUGUAUUUCCCAGGGGCUUUGGAAGGGAUUGUACUGUACUGUUAAUUUGUUGAUAGAACUUGGUAUUUUCAUAGGUAAUUUACCUCGAAUUCCAUCUUGUUUUGUGCUUUCUGACAUAUGCUAAAUAAUUCUUAAAUAAAAUAGUGCUUGUACAGUAAAAACUGCAAAAACCAGAACCUGUGUAAGGUGGAAACCUGUCAGAGAAAGAAAACGCAAGUAUUUUCCACUAAAAGGAGCCAUAGAAAAGUGGUAAGACUGCAAUCUGUCAAAGGCGGGAAACUUGGGAGACCCUGAAAAACAAGGCGGUCCUGCCAAGUUCUGGCUCUCACAGGUUUCACUGUAUUAAGAUAAAGGAGAGAGAUGAAAAUAAUUUAAUUACAGUGAUAUUACAGGGCCCAUAAAUUAUAAUCUGUUUAAACUAUUAUUACAUAAAAGAUACCACUAAAAUUUAUAUAAUUGCAUAUAGUACUUAAUACUUCCUCUUUCACUAAUAGAAACUUACAGAGGAAUAGCUCCUUUCCUAGUCCCUACAUAGAUAGCCAUCAAGCUUUAAAAUAUUCAUGCCUCUAACCCCUACCCUCAUCCCUACUUACUCCAUCUGGCUCCCCUCUCCCUUAGCAAGUAAUCUUGCCUCCUGUUUCCCUGAGGAAAUAGAACCUAGCAAUUGUGAACUAACUUCAGUUUACUCUCCUACCUUCCCACAUAUCCAAAAGCAUCACCAUGGCAAACCAGUAUGUCUCUGAUUUUGCACCUGCUUGCCGGUACACUUCACCUCCACUGCUGUUGCACACUCAGACCUUAAGCUGCAGCUAUUACAAGUCAGUUGUUAUUCCCUAGAUAAACCAUGCUCUUCCUCCCUUCCUUUUAUACACAAGAUCAUCCCAGCCUAAAAUGUCUUCUUCCCUAAGGGAACUCUUUAUUCUUCAAAAUUGAGCACAAAUGCUGUGUCCUCUAUUAUGUCUUACCUUACUACCCAAGAGUUUCCUCUUUUCAGCUCUCUUAAAACAAAUCAAAAAAACCAAACGUAUUGCCGUCAAGUUGAUUCCUACUCAUAGCGACACUAUAGGUCAUAGUAGAACUGCUCCGUAGAGUUUCCAAGAAGCGCCUGGUGGAUUCGAACUGCCGACAUUUUGGUUAGCAGAUGUAGCUCUUAACCACUACACCACCAGGGUUUCCUCAGCUCUCUUAGUACCUUAUAAUUGCCUUCCUUAUAGUCCUUGUCGCAUUCCAUUACAGUGGUUCAUCUGUCUCCCCAUUAGCUUCUCAUCUCCUUAACAGUGAAGAUAUGUUUAUUUUUUGUAGUAUUCCCAGAGUCUAGCUUAGUAUCUGGCACCAUAAAAGGGUGCUAAAUAAAUGUUGAAAAGAUUGUUAAACCAGCACCAAGGAAGUGGAAUACCUGAAAGACAUUAAUGUCUUUCAGAAGGGGUUAACAUCAAACCCAAACCAACCCCAUGUCGACGAGUUGAUUCAAACUCAGAGCAACCCUACAGGACAGCCACAUCCUUCUCCUGCGGAAUAGCUGGUGUGUUGGAACAACUGACCUUUCAUUAGCAGCCAAGAACUUGUAACCACUGUGCCACCAGGGCUCCUUAGGGGUUAACAAGAUGUUAUAAUUCCUAGUGCCUUUCCUACAGUAGAUUUCGACUAAAUAACAGAAGUCCAGAGAUGGUAUUGCAAUAGUUGAGGAUAUGUAUUCAAUAUUUGUUUCUUAAGAUUAUGAGCCCUAUUCCUAUGAGGGGAGCCCUGGUGGCGUGGUCAGCUGCUAACCAGCCGCUCCUCGAGAGAAAGAUGAGGCAGCCUGCUUGCCUAAAGAUUUACAGCCUUGGAAACCCUAUAGGGUCGCUAUGAGUCAGAAUUGACUCCACGGCAGUGGGUUCGAAUUUUGGUACUGCUAUGAAGAGUUAAAAGUUUUUGUUAGUUGUGUUAAGGAAAAUUAGAGUGGUAUGGAUUUCAGCACUAAACAAUAGUUACUGAUUUUAUUUCUUUACCAUUUAAUUUUUAAAUGUCUGACUUGAAAUGUACAGUCAAAUAAUUGUUUCUUAACAUUUUAUUUCUGUGUAUAAUAUUCUGGGAAAGUGUGUAUAGGUGACUUGAUGCUAAUACGGUGUUUUUAUGAGUGUCAUUUAAUCAUUGUUCAAUUUAUUUUUUGGACACAAGCUUGCUCCUCUUCAGAAGUAUCUGGUAGGCAACUACUUUUUAUAGAACAAAUGUUACCUUUAAAACUUUCUAUUUGGUUGUUUGCAAGGUAUUUUGCUCCUCAUAAAGUUAUACUUUUAUGAAGUAUACCAAGUUAAUAAAAUAUUUUAGUGGAUGGAAGAAAUGGCUUGUUUAAUUUUAUCUCGAGUCCUUCUAUAGAAAUGAUUUAUAUUGCAGUUUCUUGUGUGAUAUUUUGGAAACAAUAAAUACAGAACUUGAAGCAGUGGGAGUUGUACAGGGUAGCAGAAGACAGAUUAAUAUAUGCCACUUAAAUUAGAUUACCCAGAUUAUGAAUGGGUUUUGAAAGAGAGAGUAUAUUGUAAAUUUUGAAUGAAACAGCUAAUACUGUAAUUGGGUAUUUGCCCUAGGAAGUUGGUAUUCUAUUUUAUUCUGUCUUUUGUGUUUCCUUUCUAUUUUUUCUGACAUAUAUUGAAUAAAAGUUAGAGUUGUGCUUUUAUUGCUGUUAAAGAGGGAAGUGAAAUUAAUCUCAUUACAAAGAGACUGAAGAACUCAACACCUCCAGUAAUUAUAAUGUGUGUAGUAGUAGAUUUGUAAACUGUUCUUACAAAACAUGAAUGAUAACCUCUUUUAAAAUUGGAUAAUGGCAUACUGUAACUAACAGCAGGCUCUUUUUAUAAUAAGCAGUAAUCUAGUUUAUCUAACACAGUACCCAAAAAUACCUAAUAAACAGUAUUUGCUAACUGCUAUUAGUGAAAUAUUCUUAUUCACUGUAGAAUUAUCUGAAUUAUGUGGGAUAAACUUAUGCUAUACUUGAAUUUUUAUUUAAUUUUUCUAAUAUUUAAAAGGAACUUUGUAAUCUGAUUUUCAAACCAUGUCCUAUGUAUAAAAAUAUAUCUUGGGGGGAUAAGAAAUAAGUUGUGUUUUUAUGUACUUGUGGAAAUGUAUAAAAAUUGUCUCUUUUUUCUUUCUUCAUCUCAUCAAUAUGGGUGAAUGUUCCUGCAAACAAACCUUGGGUGAAUAUAUAGAUUCCUUUGGUAUGCUUAUUUUCCUCUAAGACCCCAUGUGAUAGAUUCUUUAAAUGAUACACACUGAAGAGAAAUAAAUUUAUUUGAAAAAUAAAUAUAAUUGAAAAUGUAUAUUCCUGGGAAGAUAUUGAGUUAAUUUUUUGUAUAUCCUUUUUAUUUUUGUAGUAUCUUAUUGCUCUAUUAUUGACCAGUAUAGAACAAAAUAUAUUUGCCAAAAAAAGAAAAAAAUCCUUCUUUGAGGUAUUUUUUUCCUAAGGAGAUUUACUAAUCACUGUUAGAUGCUUUAUAGAUACCUAUGGUGAUACAGCUAAGAAGUAUUAGAGCCAAUAUUCUAAUUCAGAUGUGCCAAGCUCCAAAACCUGUGGCUGCUUCAGUACUUCACAAUGGCUCAAAUGUGAAAGAGUUUCUAGCCAAAGCCAAAGAAGACUUUUUAAAAAAGUGGGAAAAUCCUGCUCCGAACAAUGCUGGGCUUGAGGAUUUUGAAAGGAAAAAAACCCUUGGGACAGGUUCAUUUGGAAGAGUCAUGUUGGUGAAACAUAAAGCCACUGAACAGUAUUAUGCCAUGAAGAUCUUAGAUAAGCAGAAGGUUGUUAAACUGAAGCAAAUAGAGCAUACUUUGAAUGAGAAAAGAAUAUUACAGGCAGUGAAUUUUCCUUUUCUUGUUCGACUGGAGUAUUCUUUCAAGGAUAAUUCUAAUUUAUACAUGGUUAUGGAAUAUGUCCCUGGAGGUGAAAUGUUUUCACAUCUAAGAAGAAUUGGAAGGUUCAGUGAACCCCAUGCACGGUUCUAUGCAGCUCAGAUAGUGCUAACAUUUGAGUACCUCCAUUCCCUAGACCUCAUCUACAGAGAUCUAAAACCUGAAAAUCUCUUAAUUGACCAUCAAGGUUAUAUCCAGGUCACAGAUUUUGGGUUUGCCAAAAGAGUUAAAGGGAGAACUUGGACAUUAUGUGGUACUCCAGAAUAUUUGGCUCCGGAAAUAAUCCUCAGCAAGGGCUACAAUAAGGCAGUGGAUUGGUGGGCAUUAGGCGUGUUAAUCUAUGAAAUGGCAGCUGGCUACCCCCCAUUCUUUGCAGACCAGCCAAUUCAGAUUUAUGAAAAGAUUGUUUCUGGAAAGGUCCGAUUCCCAUCCCACUUCAGUUCAGAUCUCAAGGACCUUCUAAGGAACCUGCUCCAGGUGGAUUUAACUAAGCGGUUUGGCAAUCUAAAGAAUGGUGUGAGUGAUAUAAAAACUCACAAGUGGUUCGCCACAACAGAUUGGAUUGCUAUUUACCAGAGGAAGGUUGAAGCUCCAUUCAUCCCAAAGUUCAGAGGUUCUGGAGAUACCAGCAACUUUGAUGACUAUGAAGAAGAAGAUAUCCGUGUCUCUAUAACAGAAAAGUGUGCAAAAGAAUUUGGUGAAUUUUAAAAAGGAGCAACAAGAUGACAUCAGAGCUCACACUCAAUUUUUGCACUCUGUUGAGAGAUAAGGUGGAGCUGAGACCGUCCUGUGUUGAAGCAGUUACCUAGUUCCUUCAUUUGAACGCCUGAGUAAGGUCUUUAUUGCCAUCAUCGUGUGUGCACUCUGCAUCCACCUAUGUAACAAGGCACCGCUAAGCAAGCAUUGUCUGUGUCAUAACACAGCACUAGACCACUUUCCUACUUCUCUUUGGUUUGUCUUUCUCCACUCCUUUUACAUCCAUUUCUUCCCUUUUCAUUUUCAUUUUUUUCCAAACAGUGCUCCAUUUUAUUUUGUUUGUGUUUCAGAUGGGCAGUGUUAUGGCUACGUGAUAUUUGAAGGGACUCAUGUGUUGCCUUUAGUAGUACUUGUUAAUAUUUUUGUUGAUCAAUGGCUUGAGGCUAUCGUUUCUUACAAUUAUUUCUACUUUGAGUAGUUCAGACUCACUUUUGCCAAAACUUCUGAGUUUUUGAGGAUAGAAAUCUCAUCUAAAGGAAAUUUAUGCAAAUUAAUUUAAAACAAUAACUUUCUUAGAACUCACUAUUUUGGCAAAAAAAAAAUGGAUAGACUAAUAUAGAGUAGCUAGAUGCAGCAAUGUGGAUUCCUGUCGAUCAGAGGUUCUGUUUCCCUUCACCCCCUUUUAUAUCAUCCUCCUCUGAGUAAUAAAGUGACCAGCCUGUGCAAUGUGACACAUGUGUCUCAUUCAGCAGGAACAACUAAUGAUAUGGAUCAUCUCCCAGAUUCUUUCAUCUGGUACCAGCAUUUCUGUAGAUGUUAGAGAAGAGUUCUAGGGUUUCUGAACCCUAACUCUUCCAUAAGGGUUUUAGCCAGUAUUUUAAUAGGACAUGACUAAUGAAGGUGACAAAUUUUAAAGUUUCUAAUAUAGUCUCAUUGUAAACUUUUUAAAGGAAAAGAAACAAACUAAAAAGAACAUUAGUUUUGAGAAACACUUUGCUAAGUCAUCAAAUGGUUUGAUCCUUGCAAACAAAUAAUAUAGAGGCCCUCUUAUUUAAAUGAAGUAUUUUUGUUUGUUUUGUUUUGCUUUUUUUUUAAUGGUUAAGAACAAAAGAAGUUGUGGCCAGGUUUUUAUUCUGGUGGACUUUAUUUGUAAGCCUCCUGUGGGGGGUGCCCCUACCCCGGCCUCAUCAGUGAGGAAAGGUGACAAAGUUUCUAAAACUGCCACAACCGUAUUUUCAUUUUGAGUGGUGAUAUUUUUUAGAUAUGUCAUCAUUUCUAACUUCUUUUCUUUCAGUAAACAGAAUGUAUGAUCAUGCAGGUACAAUUUUAGUAUUUGAGGGUUUGUUUUUUUAUAUAUAUACUUUUUGCCAACUGACAUAACAACAUUGCUGUCAUAUGGACAUUUCAAGCACUUUUGCACAGUUAGUUCAGUGUUUGUGGAGAAUCCAUGGCUUAACUCAUUUUUCUUACCUUUUUUUUUUCUUCUUUGCUUUUCACUUUUCCCAUCUGGUUUUAUCUCUAUGUCUCAGUGACCUAUCUUUAAACAGCACACCAAAAUAGUUUAAAAUAAACUGGGUUCAUUUUUUUAUGAUCAAUUUACAUGCAUAAAGAAUGAGUUCUUUUUAAUCAAACUGAGCUUCAUGUAUAUAACCAUUGUAUUCGCUUCACUGUGGGUGCAGGGGUGUCACUGGGACUACUUCUUUUCACCCUUGUAAAACCUUUGAAGACGUGGAAAAAUCCUGACUGAGAUGUUCUCUCCACCAUCCUGUCUGUCUUUUGGUUGUCAAGUGUUCCUGCACGGUAAUGUCACAUAAAGGCUGAUGCUGACUUCAGUUGGUCCACCUGUAUUUAAAUGUGCAAGAUAAACAUUAAAUCCUUUGCUGUAGCAAGUAACAAAGCUAUAUAUAUAUAUAUAUAUAUAUAUAUACAUAUAUAUAUAUAUAUCAUCAUGUUAAUAAAUUUAAAAUAUCAUUUGUAUAAAAUAUUUUAAUUAAUUUUUUUGUAUUUCAUUUAGAACCAAGAACAUGCUGAUCAUUGUAUUCUAUCUGUAUGCUAUAAAUGCUGUGGUAGCUUGGUUGUAUAUUAUUGUAAAAUUAUUUUAAUAAAUCAUGGGGAUGACAAUUUGAUGAUUACGUUUUAGUUUUCAGUAAUUGAAAAGAUUUCUAUGGAUUCUAAAAAUAUUUUUUUCUACAAAAUUACUAGUGCCCAGCACAAUUUGCUAUAGAAUCUACGUAGGUAAUUAAACCCUAAGCAUCCCGAUGUGAGAAUUGACCCGUAGGCAUACACAGAUUUUGAGGUCUAUUCAGUCUUUCCAUUUUACUCUCUGUUAAAGGCUAUGAGCAAGCUUUCAAUUAUGUCAUGGGAGCCUAUUUCCAACCAAUCAACUACACUGAAUUGGAAUAUUUUUAAAGUAUAUAAAACUUCUAAUUUCAGCCACAAUUUAGCCAAGAACAUCGAUAAAAGCUUGAAUAAAAAAAUAAGUAGUAUGAAUCAGUAUUUAACAUAAAUUACAUUAUUAAAAACAGGAGCUAUUGCAUUCUUAUGCAGUAAAUAGCAAGGAAACCACCGUGUAGAGGAAGAAGCCCUGGACUGAAAGCUGGGACGUCUGCGUUUCAGGCCUGGGGUGUCACUGUCAGCACAACCUUGGCCACAGGUCUCUUCUCUGUAAAGUGGAAGGAUUGGAUGAGGCAGUUUGUAAGGUCCCUUCUAGCUUUCACAUGCUAUGAGAAGAUUCUUUUUUAUUUGACUUUUCGAAGGGAUAACAUGCUUUGAAGUAAGUCUUGGUAAGGCUGUAUUUUAGGGCAACUUUCUUCUCUGUAUCUCUGACAGUGUUCUUACAGUUCUUUGAAUUUCAUGAGAACCUUUGUGUCUGUUCCAAUUCAUUCCUCAUUCACUGAUGCUAAAUACCCAAUUGAUAUCAAAUUGUCAACCUACCAAAAAGAUACUGUGGCUUGUGGGUAUUGCUGUCUUGUUUUUGGUAUGUUCUUGUAUUGACUGCCCAUUGGCCUGAAAUACUCAUUGUAAGCCUGACAAAAAAAAAAAAAAUCAUUUUUCUUUCCCACUGACUGUUUUUUUUCUGCUUGUUGUAAGAAUCAAAUGAUAUAAUGUGAAAGCACCUUGUAAACUGUAACUUAUCAAUGUAAAAUGUUAAGGUGUGUUGUUAUUUCAUUAAUUAUUUCUUGUUUAGAAUGAAAUUUCCUAUGCAGUACUGUAGCUAGGAAAUGCUGAAAACAACUGUGUUUUUUAAUUAAUCAAUAACUGCAAAAUUAAAGUAUCUUAAAAG